Megachile rotundata (alfalfa leafcutting bee) is the source of this 11286-nucleotide messenger RNA. It is a transcript of the gene jbug, whose product is annotated as filamin-type immunoglobulin domains fbug. Gene Ontology annotation, biological process: actin cytoskeleton organization. The record is from RefSeq and is a predicted model, not a curated record. Gene Ontology annotation, molecular function: actin filament binding. Lineage: Eukaryota; Metazoa; Arthropoda; Insecta; Hymenoptera; Megachilidae.
UGUAUCCAUUUGAAAAUACAGUCGGAAAUAUAGGGCCCAAGGGUGGUAAGUACAUAACUAUGUUCAUUACAAUCGUGUGUUCCAACGGUCUUGGAAAGCGAUUGUGUCGAGCGGCGUGGAAGAAGGGGAUUUUCAUGUCGGUUCAGUGAGCUCAUGCACGUCGAACAACACUCGUCGGCAACGGCACGAUCCGGAAAUCUCUGAGACCAAAAAUGGCGUUUCUCGUGUAGCUUAUUACCACACCGAAGUAUUCUGGUAUGAUUGAUUAAAGAAGUGAGCUCUGUCGAAAAGAACAUCGCAUAAAUCGAGGAAUAGUUUUAUGAAAUUUCGUGUCCAAGAAGCCUCUUUACAGAACAGUCGACGUAAAUAUCGGUUCACAUGCCAAACAUUCUUACAUCUUUAAUUAUGUGAGUCCAUUACGUGAACGUGCUUUGUGCCUAAGAUUUUUAGUCCGACAAAGUGAAACGUUAUUCUUCACGAUUCAGAUUUUUAAAUACUUUCACAGUAUCCCUUUUUGUGUAUUCUUUAAACAAACCAACCUUAAAUCGCGCUCUUUUGCCGAAGAUUUCGAUUGGUCGAUUCAUCGAUCAUUGGCCAAUCGACGGUACUUCUCUUGAAAUCUACGAUUUUUCUUCUGAAAACGGACGUUAUCGUUUUCGGGAAAAUUUUGAUCGGUUGACAGAAACGAUCUCGUUUAAUUAUUCGAGAUUUUUGCCAAAAUUUCAGUGGAAUUCAAUCGAUACUGAAAUAUAUAAAUAUACCAAGUGAACUUUAGUUAAAAAAAAGUGUGAAGAAUCAUAUACGGUGAAAGUGUUAGAAAAAGAGCUGAAUUUUGUGCGUGCAAGCAUCAGAGGCGCAAGCGUGUAAUACCGAUAUCUAUCAGUGCUCUAUUGAAGAUUCCCACGUAAAAUAGUGGAAGAAGAACGUGUUUCACUCUUUUUUAUAUUCUUAUAAUUAAUCGAAUUUUCGUAAUACGUUAUCGUUACGUUGCUAUUUGUUCCGUCUACAUUAUGUACAGAAUAAUGUUAAAUAAGUUGUUUUACCAGAAAUGUGUUUUGCCUAAUUUACUUUGAACAUAAGCCAACUCUGUCAGUAAGUUUAAUCGCAGUCAAGUUUGCCUUUGUUUCCGUCGUUCUAUCUGAUUUUUUUUUUUUUUUGCUUAAAAUUGCACGUCACGUGUCUCGUGUUCGAGUUAGGGUAUCGAAUUACAAUUUUAAUGUAACCGAGUCUAACGUCGAAAUAAGGACGAAAAUCGAUAGCACGGUUAGUCGAGAAAUUUACUCAUUUCGGUAUAAAAUUUUUACGCACUUACGCAAGCUUCAUCGGUUGAACAGGAUUUUAAGACAACAGUGAUGUCAUAACACAGCGUAGCGCUUCGAAGCAAUACCUUCGGCACGUGUAGCUGAUGUCACGCUAAUGUAUCAUGUGUUAGCAGUCUUAGGAUGUCUUAGCAUCGAUAAUCAAUAUUUUUAUUCGUUACUGAAUAUAUGUAUCUUACAUGUCGGUCGGUCUCUCGAUUUUUCCUGUAGAAUGCUUUUCAUGGAAAAGAAGGAGAAAAAAGUAGACGAAGUAUAUCUUUUCUACGCUUUCUUGUUUCUUUUCUCCCGACUGUAACUGUACAAGAUUCAAUGAAUUCGUAUGAAAUAGCGGAGCUGUGGUAGUUAUUCAGUUUAAAGGAUAUGUGCGAACUGCCAAGAUACAUCGAUGAUCAGAGAUGUUGCAGUGUUCGCGUAGACGCGUAGACACUUUCACCGUGAGAAAUUUUUUAACGAAUUCAUCUCAUCUUAAGUAACUAGAGUAUUGUGACUAACCGAAUAUUCUUUUAUGCGAAAAUGCAUGAUAUUGUCAAUUAUUACUAAAUUGAAGCCUGAAAUAUAAUUUUCAUAGCGUGGCUAAUAUCAUUUAUCAGCCUACUUGACCUAUGGUUAACGUUCCAAUUGUUUCGACAGAGACGACUAAUCGUUCGAACGCGUUCUAUGUCUUUCGACAAUAACCAGAGUUAGGAUCGAUACAGCAUCGAUUUAAUAGCAAAUAGUAUCGGAACCGUAGAUACGAAAAAGAAUUGAUAUUUACUUUCUCAAAAACUUCGAUAUGAUGUACGAAUCGUAUAAAUAUCAUCAGCAUGUAUCGGCAUAGGUUCGACCGCCACUGAUAGCCACUUUUUUAUUCAGUUCGGUUGACCAACGUUGUUGGUAAUUGGAGUUUCUUUUUUACCUUAGAUCUAUUGGUUAUUAGCCGCGUCGAUAGUAAUAAGUGGCCGCGUGGUGUAAUGUUGAAUGAAAGAAACAAAAAUGGAAUUGACCGAACAAUUACGACCCGAGGAGUUGGUGGGUUUGGUAGCCCGGUCCGCGGAAGGCACAGCAGCCAAAGGGAUGCCCAUCAAAGGACACGAAGAUCUAUGGGUAGAAAUUCAAGCGAACACGUUUAGAAAUUGGGUGAACGAACAUCUAAAGCAUGCCGCAGAUAUCGCUGACGGUCCUGUAAUCGAUCUCGCCGAAGAUUUUCGAGAUGGUACUCGACUUUGCGCUUUGGUAGAAGUUCUCACUAAACGCCGUUUGCCGCGAUGGAAUCCUAGACCGGCUAAUCAGCAUCAUCAUUUGGAAAACGUAUCGACCGCUCUUCAAGCCAUCGAAGCCGACGGUGUAAAACUUGUCAAUAUCGGUAACGUUGAUAUCGUCAAUGGAAACUUAAAAUUGAUCCUUGGUCUAAUAUGGUCACUCAUUGUACGGUACCAAAUAGGCAAGUCCAAGUUCCCUCCAAGGAAACUCAUGCUGGCAUGGCUCAAGGCUGUUUUACCAGAAUGCAGAGUAAACAAUUUUACAACAGACUGGAACUCUGGAGUAUAUCUGAGCGCGUUGCUCGAUUAUUGUCAACCAGGUCUGUUCCCUCAUUGGCGUCAACUUGAUCCUAAUGACAGCGUAUACAAUUGUCGGAAAGCUAUGGAGAUUUCAAAACGCGAAUUCGAUAUACCUAUGGUACUGGAACCAGAGUACCUUGCAUCUCCAUAUUUGGACGAACUAUCGGGAAUGACCUACUUAUCGUACUUCAUGAAAGAAGGUUCACCGGGUUUUCAUGCGACAUUGCAAUGGGUUAACUCGCAAUUACCUCACCAUUCGGUACAAAACUUUACGACUGAUUGGAACGAUGGUAGAGUUUUGUGCAGUAUCGUCAGAAAUUUGGGCGGGCCUGCUCCAGCUUAUAAUAAAAUCAACACUGACCCUUCUGCAUGGGAACAUAAUAUACAAAUGGGUAUCGACGGAGGUAAGAAACUAGGCGUGGAACCUAUUCUCAAGGCAAAAGACAUGGCUGAUCAGAACGUAGAACAUUUAGGCGUUAUGGCGUAUGCGGCAUACUUUCAAUGGGUGAAGCCUCGCCCUCAAGCGAGCAAACAAAUUGUUGUGCACAUAGACAGCACUUCCGCUCGGGUGCAACAACCGGCACACUUUAAAUUGGAAAUUCUUACUAAAGAGGUAAAUACAAGGGAAGUACGUGGGGAAAUAAUAAGUCCCACAGGACGAGUAGAAUGUAGGCUCACUUGGAACGGAGUUCAUGGCAAAGGAACCUUUGUACCUACGGAAGUUGGAAUGCACAAAUUAAUGGUGUAUAAUGACGGAGAGUUAGUAGAUGGAUGCCCUUAUUAUUUUAGAGUUUUACCUCCUUUGACUAAAAUAAAAUCACCUGGCAUGGAUCCGUGCGCUAUAGGAUCCAUCGUCGAAGUUCUAGUCAAUAGUUACGGAACUAGUCAUGAUGGCAUUGAUGUAACUGCAUGGUCACCAACUGGAAGAUCUUUGUCGUGUCCAGUUAAAGAAAACGAUGGCGUACAUACCGCCACUUUUCAACCCGAUGAAACAGGAGAGUGGAGUAUCGCGAUAACUCAUAAAGGAAAUCAUAUACAGGGCGGACCUUUUACCUGUUUCGUAUUUGAUCCCAAUGGGAUAAAGCUAUUGGACACGGAUGGUGCUAUGCCCGGUCAACCAUUUUCAUUCAUUGUCGAUGCAACAGGAACCGGAGGUCUUGGUGACGUAAUAAUAGAUUUAGUUCACGAUAAACAGUCCGUCGCCUUUAGAAUAGAAGAUUUUGGACACAUGCAGUAUCGGGUGAUAUUUGUCCCAUCUGAUUCCGGAAAGUACAGAGUUUACGUAUACUUCAAUGGUUCCGAUGUUCGAGGCUCUCCGUUUUCUAUCCGAGUGGGGACUCAAAAAGGAUCGAGAAGGUCAAAGGAAUCUACGUCUAGCCUUGAUAGAACCAAAUUAUCUUCGUUAGAAAGACGAAUGAACGGUCUAAACGUUGCGGUGGAAACAGAUCGGUCCAGUCCUGUACAAAAAACCUAUUCUUCGCCAACGUAUAAAUUAUCGAGCCCUACUCAACACGCGCGCGAUUAUUCUCCUGUACGUCAGAUUGCUUCCGUGUAUAAAGCAUCGAACAAUUAUUCGAUAGACAACUCUAAUUCAACGUAUCAUACAUCGACUUCGUUUAAUCGAGCUAGAUCUCCGAAUCAUGGUCACAGUCCUGUUUCGCGAAAUCUACAUAGUCCAUCCAUGAUCAAAGAAACGAAAGAAACGUAUUCGAGUACGACGUACAAUCAGUCGAGAUCUCCGACCGUACAAAGUCCUAGUUUUGUAAAAGAAUCAAAGGACGUUUACGCGUCAAACACAGUAAAUAGAUCUCGUUCUCCCAAUCCAAGUCCGAAUACGUAUGGCUCAAGAUAUUCGCCAAUUAUUAAGGAAUCCCGGGAAAUUUAUAGCUCCGGAUCUUUGAAGAGAUCUCGAUCACCGACUCAAAGUCCAAUGGCAUAUCGCAGCGCGACGCAAAGUCCAGUUAAUAGGAGUUUCAGUCCAAGAAGCAACGACAGGGAUAGUUUCAAUAGGAAAAGUUCUAUGGAUAAUGGAACCGUUGACACGAGUAGUAACGUUAGAGUGUCAUCGAUGGUUGGUGGAACCUCGAGGCGAGAUUCAUGGGAUGCUAUCGAAAAAACAAAAUCUUUGUUAUCUUAUGGUAGCCUAGAAUCCCUCGCGAAUCUGGCCAAUAGUUCAGCCACAUUUGAAGAUACCUCGAAUACCUCGAGUUUUUUCAAUAAUAAUUGCAAGAAUACACAGAAUUAUAGUUCAAAGAAUAUGUCGCACACGCAUCACAGUUCUUCCAGUUACGUUUCAAAUCAAAAACUUUCAACUUCCGAUUACGGCACGUCUCAAAGAUUUAACAACGAAAACCACAAUGCUCGAACGCAGGUACAAACGCACGGAAUUCUUAAAAAUAAAACUAAUAAUUAUUACAAAGGCGUGGAUACGACAGAUGGAACGCAAGAACGAUAUCUCGACAACGGUGUUUCCAAUUAUUCGUCGACGCAAGGAAGAUCUUCUGAACUUGUAACUGGAAAUGCGUUAGAGAUGCUGCCGAUACACAGACCGACUACCUUCACUCUUGAUUCAAGCGUAGAUCCAAAUAAAAUUGCUGUCAGUGUUACUGGUCCCAAUGGCAAAACAAUUCCUGUGCAAAAAUCAACUCUUCGGGGUUUAACGUAUACGAUAAUUGCAGAAGAAGUUGGUGAACAUAUCAUUCAGAUUCUAAUAAAUGGCCAACAUAUCCAAGGUUCUCCCUUUAGAUCACAAGCAUAUAACGCGCGUGCAAUCCAAAUUGGGAACAUUCCGAAUGGCGUUGUCAAUCAACCAGUCGAAUUUGAAAUUGACGGAUCUAAAGCCGGAUCUGGAAAUUUAGAAAUUCUCGUAAAUGGUGGUCACGUAACUAGUUUUGUCAGGGCGUUAGGUAGCCAACGAUUUUUGGCAUCGUUUGUACCUCACGAAGCUGUUGUACACCUCGUAGAGAUGACAUUCAACGGUGAAGUUGUCCCCGGAUCACCGUGGCGAGUAGGCAUCAUGCCAGCACCAAAAAUGUCAGUGAUUGGGGAUUCCAUAAGGUUGGUCCCUGCCGGUAGUCCUGCACUCUUUGAACUUUCUGCUCUUGGUUUUAAUAGUAAUGAAAUUGAUGUUCAAAUUAUAACACCUUCUAAGAGACAUAUACCAGCAAAAAUUAAUGAAGAGCCAGGACGCCUUGGAGAGUUUCGAGUUGAAUUCACUCCAGUAGAUGUAGGCAGUCAUCUUGUGGAAGUAACCAUCGCUGGACAGAAGCUACCGGCAGGACCCCUCGUUGCUAAGGUGUACAACAGCAGUUUAAUUCAAGUUACUGAUAUACCUAGUGCUGUUGUAGGACAUGCCUGCCAAUUUAGAGUUGAUGCUAGUGCUGCUGGUGAAGGGCAACUUGAAAUUUCUAUUAACGAAGGAGAGGUACCUAAUCAUGUUCAGGUAGUAGGAGGAGGUUGUUGUCUCGUAUCUUUUACGCCUGAAAUUGCUAAACCACACUACAUUGAUAUAAAAUUCAAUGGAGAAGCAGUGAAAGGAUGCCCCUUUGUUUGUAAUGUAUCUGACACGAGUAGAGUAACAUUAAGCUUAAAUCAUCUGGAAUUAAUCCCAGUGGACCAACCUGCUAGUUUUCAUAUGGGGGUUGAUGGCAGUGGGAGUGCAGAACUUGCAGUUUCUGUAAGAGGGCCAAAUAGUGAAUUACCUGUUAAAGUAACUGGAGACAUAAAAAGUGGUUUUACAGCAGAAUUCACUCCAAAAGACGUUGGCGUUCAUUCGAUUAGUGUUGAAUAUAAUGGUCAUCCUGUAAAUGGCACACCGUUUUUAGCUAAAGCAUUUAAUGCGGAUAAAGUACUGAUAGGCCCUGUUGCUAGAGGUAGUGUCGGUCAGCCAACGCAUUUCACCGUUGAUGCGAGUCAGGCUGGUGAAGGAAAUCUAGAAAUUACAAUAUCAGCUCGUAGUCAGAAUAUACCUACACAAGUCACGCCACAAGGAAAUGCUCGAUUCUCAGUUAGCUUCGUACCAUUUGAAGCAUGUGAGCAUAUCAUAAACAUAGCUUUCAAUAAACGAACUGUACCAGGCUGCCCGAUUGUAACUCGGGUAGGUGGUGAUAGUCAUGUAACAGUGAGUGGGCAGGCAUUAAGCAGUGCUGGGUUAGGACGACAAAGUUAUCUUACCGUCAGUAACGUUGCCGGUAGCUUGGAAGAUUUAGAAGUUAAUGUUGAAGGACCCAACGGACAGGCCGUACCCGCUCAAGUCACUGACAACAAAGACACAACAUGCAGCGUAGCAUUUACCCCAAGAGUAGUUGGAGAACAUAGAAUUUCGGUAAGCCAUCGGAAUGUUCCUGUGAUUGGUAGUCCAUUUAGCUGCAAAGUGUAUGACGUGACUGCUAUCAAAGUAAAGGAUGCUAAAUAUGGUGUUAUAGGAAUGCCUGUAACUUUCUUAGUCGAAACUAGUCAGGCUGGACCAGGUAACUUGGAAGUAACGGUAAAUGGUGGUCGUGUACCUACAUCUGCUCAAGCACAAGGACCACACACGUAUGCAAUAUCUUUUACACCCAGGGAGCCAAUUAUACAUACUGUGGACUUGAGAUUUAAUGGAGAAGAUGUACCUGGUAGCCCUUUUAGCUGUCAGGUGAGCGAUACGGCAAAAGUAAUAAUCACCGAAGGGCUUGAGAAAGUAUCUGUAAAUCGUUUGACAACAUUUUCGAUAGAAGCAGAUACUUCUUUAGGGAUACCUGCAGUAGAAGUUCUUUCACCUACGAGAGAAAGUUUACCGGUUCAUGUUAAACAAAGUGGACAUGGCUCUUAUACCGCGGGAUUUACACCAAAAGAUGUCGGCGAUCAUAGCGUUGAAGUGAAAUUAAAUGGAUCGCAUGUCGAAGGUAGUCCUUUCUUGGUAAAAGCUUAUAACGCAGAUAAAGUAAAGGUAACAGACAUAAACAGUGGUGUUGUCGGGAAACCAGUUUUCUUUAGCAUUAAUGCUAGCCAAGCAGGUGCCGGUAAUCUUGAAAUCAUUGUUGCUGUAAAUGGUAAAAAUGUACCGAAUUAUGUACAAAGUGAAGGAAACGCAAAGUUUAGAGUUAAUUUCAAACCUCAAGAAGCUGCUGUACACAGUCUAAGUGUUCGUUUUAAUGGAGAACCUGUUCCGGGCUCGCCAUUCAGUUGUAAAGUGGUCGGUGCCGGCCAAGCUAUAAUUUCAGGUCACAGUUUAAAAAUGGGAGCUGUAAAACAAUUGAUAUCUUUCACAGUAGAUCCACAAGCUCCUUUAACUAACUGUGACGUAAUUGUCACACCUCCAUCAAACAUAUCGCUUCCUAUUACAAUAGAACCUGUGGAUGGAAAAUAUAAUAUUAGUUUUGUACCGAUGGAAGUAGGCAGACAUAAUAUCAGUGUACUAGUGGAUGGCGAACAUGUGAAGGGAUCUCCAUUUGCUUGUAACAUUUAUGACGUUACAAAGGUACACGUAUCGGGUCUUACGGAAGCAUUAUUGGGCCAAGCAACAACAUUUACAGUCGAUGCUGCAGAAGCUGGUGAAGGCACAUUGGAAUUAGUAGUUAGUACAGAAAAUAAUACAGUUAAAGCCGAAGUAGUUGCUUGUGCACGUGGCUUAUAUGAUGUAACAUUUGUUCCUCAAACUACUAGCACUCACUACGUUAAUAUCAGUUUUAACGAUGAUAACGUACCAGGAAGUCCAUUUAAAUGUCCAGUAGUUAGUACUAUGUUAGAUGGACCAUCUAUGAUUCGAGUUGGUAAUACAGCAUACAUGGAUUUAGAAAUGCCGGGUCUAGAGGGACCUGUAUCUGCUGAAGUAACUGGUCCUGACGGUAUAAUUAUUCCAUGCACGUUGACAAAAUUAUCGUUAAAUUUAUAUCGGGUAGAAAUUCGAACACGGCAGGUUGGAACAUACAGUGUAAUAUUUAAUGACGGACACAAGAUGAUUAGUUCUCAAACUCUUCAAGCUUUCGAUCCAGGAAAAAUAGUGAUAAAAGAAGUGUCGGAUGUAGUUUGCCACCGACCUGGUACUAUUAUAGUGGUUGCACCAAAAGAAGCUGGUCCUGGAAAAUUGUCCGUAAAUGUACGCGCUGCCGGAUCUGAUGUCGAUAGCGUUGUCAGAGAAGGAGAAAAUGGUCUUUAUGAAAUAAUUUUUCAUCCUACACGAGCAGCUCCUCAUAGGGUUCAUAUAAAAUAUAACGAAGUUCACAUAUCAGGUAGCCCCUUAGAUGUAACAGUUCGUAGUCCAACUGGAGGAAGAGAGGUAACGGCAACAGGAUUAGGACUGUACCAAUCAUGUGUCGGGAAAGUAACUUCUUUUACUAUUGAAACAUUGGGACGCCCUGGAAAAGAAUUUGAUGUUGUAAUUAGUGGUCCUCAAGGCAAUGCAGUACCAGUUCGAUGCUAUCAACACCGAGAUGGAAAUUUGCUUGCUGAAUUUACUACAAAUACUGUUGGAACAUACAAAAUUGAUGUUUUGCAAGGUGCAAAACCAGUCUUAGGUUCACCCUUCUUCUGUCAAGCUUUCGACGUUUCUAAAGUAAAACUACAAGAACUUGGUCCUAUGACAGUAUCUGUACAUGAUCAUAUUGCAUUUAAAAUAAUAAAGUCGGAUGCUGGAAUAGCGGACUUGGAUGUAGUAGCAACAAGUCCAUUAGGCCAAGAACUUCCAUUACAAGUUACUCCUCUUAAUGACGGUGCUGAAAUGAUUGAAUUUUCUCCUAGUGUACCUGGCACUUACAUGAUUAAUAUUACAUACGGAGGCUGUCAUAUACCUGAUAGCCCGGUAAUGUGUACGGUUGAUGCAGCUGGACAAGCUCGUGCAAAAGGAGAAGGAUUACUAAGCGGUCACGUAGAUAAAGCUGCACAUUUCAUUGUUACUGGUACAAGGAGUCCUCCAGCAGUUCAGGUUGAUGGCCCGGAUAGUGUUUCGAAAGCGAUCAUUGAAGCUGGAGCUAAUCCUGGUACUUGGAACGUAUCUUAUAUACCAACUGAAGUUGGAGUAUUUGAUAUUAGAGUAGUUUCCGCCGGUCAACAACUUCCUGGAUCUCCGUGGCAUCCAAAAAUUAUAGACACACGAAAUCUUCGCGUAAUCGGUGGUUGGUCGGCCGUAUGCGACGAUCUAGGGCGAUUAAAAUUACAUCCUUCGAAUAAAAUUAGUUUCGAUACCGCCGAAGCAGGACCUGGUGAACUUUCUGGGAAAAUAGGAGAUCAUGCGUUAUCUUUUGAAAUGACGUCAAAUAAUAGACUGAAGCUUAUUCCGCCGCAAUUAAAUGGUGGAGAGUAUCGUUUAGAAAUAUUGUUCAACGGCGUACCAUUUCCAGGAGUCCCAAAGUUAGCGAUUGUUCAAGAUCUCGAGCCACCUAUCCAAGAUACAAGUCGAGUUCUGCUGAGGGGGAGAGGAUUAACGUCAGCUAAAUGUGGAGAAGAAGUUAGCUUCACUAUAGACGGCUCUCAAGCCGGUAGUGGAACACCUAAAGUGCAACUUUUUUCACCAACCAAUGAACUUAAUGUAAUGUUGCAACAUUUAGGAGACAGCGUUUAUCGAGCCAGUUACAUACCAUUAACUCCUGAUCCUCUUUUAAUGACUGUGUCUUGGAAUGGAAGACAGUUAAAAGGAUGUCCUUUACAGAUAAACGUAACGAGUGCGGCUGAUGCAUCGCGAGUUAUUUGCUCCGGGGAUGGAUUAAAACAUGGCAUCGUGGGACAAGAAAUAAGGAGUUUUAUCGAUACCAGACGUGCGGGACCUGGUGAAUUAACGGCACAUUGUGUGGGGCCGCAUAAAGUAGCAUAUUGCGAAUUAUAUGAUCACGGCGAUGCAACAUUUACUUUAAACGUGAAACCUCAAGAAGCUGGACGUCAUGCGUUGACUAUAAAAUAUGCCGGAGAACAUGUUCCGGGUUCUCCUUUUACGUUACGUGUUUCCGGAGCACCUGAUGCUUCAAAGGUUCGAGUUUAUGGGCCAGGAAUCGAACAUGGAGUAUUAGCAACGUUUCAAUCACGAUUUAUUUGCGAUACACGUGGAGCUGGUGCCGGUCAGCUUACAGUAAGAGUACGAGGCCCUAAAGGAGCGUUCAGAGUAGAAAUGCAAAGGGAAACUCAAAAAGAUCGUAUAAUACUUUGUCGAUAUGACCCAACAGAACCAGGCGAUUAUAGGGUCGAAGUUCGUUGGGCAGGUGUUCUCGUACCGGGAUCUCCGUUUCCCGUUAAAAUCGUGGACACGCAAGAUGAAUUAUUAAUGUUAACGCAGGGUGGAGAUAACUAUUCAACAGGACACCAUACCAUCGCGUCAUGGCGUGGAUCGCAAGCUAUAUUAUAAGAUUAUUACGCAUAAAGUUGUUAUUAUUUUGUAUGAACUAAUAAUAUAUUUUCAUAAUAUAUAAUUCUAUUGUAACUUAUCUAAAUGUUUACAAUAAAAUGUAUUUUGACAAUUUUUG